UGGAACUGGGCCCCCUGCGACUAUGACGGCUCUGUACAUGCGUGUUGAGCUGGCUGCCUGAUAGAGCGUCUCAAAACUCCCGGAAAAUUAAAUCGUACGGACGGUUUUACCAGAGCCUAAAAAGACGAUUUUCGUUUUGGAGCUGAAUCGGCCAUGAGUGAGCCUUUUGACUGUGGGAACUGCAAGGAGUCCCUGUACGGACGCAAAUACAUCCAGCUGGAGGACGUUCCUCACUGCAUCCCCUGCUAUGAUCGCCUGUAUGCUAACACCUGCCAGGAGUGCAAGCAACUCAUCGGACACAAUGCCAGGGAGCUGUUCUACGAGGACAGACACUACCAUGAACACUGUUUCCGGUGUUUCCGCUGUGAACGCUCGCUAGCAGACGAACCCUUCACCAGCCAGGAUGAGGCGCUGGUCUGUAACGACUGCUACUGCAACGAGUUCUCCUCUAAAUGCGUGGCCUGCGACAAGACCGUCAUGCCAGGCUCCAGGAAGCUGGAGUACAGCGGCUCCACCUGGCACGAGGACUGUUUCCUGUGUCACGGCUGUGAGAAGCCCAUCGGCGCCCAGGCCUUCAUCCCAGACAAGGACUUCUACUACUGCGUCCCCUGCUACGAGGGCAGGUUUGCCCCGCGAUGCACACACUGCAAGAAGACGCUGGCUCAGGGAGGGGUGACCUACAAGGACGAGACGUGGCACAAGGAGUGUUUCCUGUGUACGGGCUGCAAGACCCCUCUGGCGGGACAGCCCUUCACCUCCCAGGGAGACAGCCCCUACUGCGUCAAGUGCUUCAGCAACCUGUACGCACAGAAGUGUGCCGUCUGCAACACCGCCAUCACAGGGUUCGGGGAAGGGAAGUACGUGUCGUUCCAGGAGCGUCAGUGGCACCAGCCCUGCUUCAAGUGUUCUCGCUGCUCUGUGUCGCUGGUGGGCGCCGGUUUCUUCCCAGACCGAGAUCUCAUUCUCUGUAAAGACUGCAACAGCGACGAAUGAGCUUCGCCCUUCACCUCCCGGAGCCACGGCUGACCAAUCAGAUGCAGUGUUUCAUUACCAGACCUAAACAGCCUCUUAACCUUUAACCUUUAACCCCACGUGUACGCUACCGAUGACCCUCGAGUACCCUAGAGUAUACAAUCACAGUGGAAUAUUUUUGUAUUGCAUGCAUGUCUUUGUUGUUGACUGUGUUUCAAACAAAGCUUAUUGAAAUGUAUGUACAGUCUAAAUGCAGAGAACAGCAGAUGUCUUAUAGCCAUUACAUGUAUCAUUUCAUCAUAUAUUUAAAAUGUUUAUCUUGUGUUCUUGCAAAAAAAAUCUUGCUUGACUUAUAGGAAUCAAGCGGUCACAUGUUAUUAGUAAAGCUCUCUUUUUACAAGCUAAUGCCCAGAGAUACAUGUGGAAAACUCAGAGAGAAGUGUACCCGAGAGAAGUGUACCCGAGAGAAGAGUACCCGAGAGAAGAGUACCCGAGAGAAGAGUACCCGAGAGAAGAGUACCCGAGAGAAGAGUACCCGAGAGAAGAGUACCCGAGAGAAGAGUACCCGAGAGAAGAGUACCCGAGAGAAGA
Messenger RNA from Osmerus eperlanus (European smelt), 1563 nucleotides. Its product is annotated as four and a half LIM domains protein 3-like. Bases 154 to 993 code for a protein of 279 amino acids. The transcript has 6 exons. Gene Ontology annotation, biological process: actin cytoskeleton organization. NCBI's taxonomy places the organism in Eukaryota, Metazoa, Chordata, Actinopteri, Osmeriformes, Osmeridae. Gene Ontology annotation, cellular component: nucleus; Z disc; stress fiber. The record is from RefSeq and is a predicted model, not a curated record. Gene Ontology annotation, molecular function: actin binding; transcription coregulator activity.